AUGACGACAUUGUACCAGCCGAUGGGAAUGGCGCCACAUGCUCCGGGCGCCAUUUGCCAAACUGCCCAACUCAUCUGCCGCUUUGGGGCAUUGAGGAGGUGUGUGGACCGACUGACAAAGCCCAAAAGAACACACUCCCCGCCUCCUCUCACCUCGCCCUCUCUCACAGAAAAGGUACCUAUCAUUGUCAAUCUCAUUUUGCAUAGCAACACAUUGACAUUUGUGCUCGCAAGUGUUGGUUUGUUUUACAGUCAGCAUGUGCGUCGGUUGGUCGCGGAAGUGGGUGGCGCCGGUUCGGAGCGGGAUUCGAUGUACCGAAGGCCGGAAGAAAGCUUCGGCGGAGAUUGCGAGAGUGGCCACUUUUGUGAUUUCGCUUUUUGGGAAAAUGGGCGAAAAAUGAUGUCAUGA
Molecule: messenger RNA, 408 nt
Organism: Protopolystoma xenopodis
Lineage: Eukaryota; Metazoa; Platyhelminthes; Monogenea; Polystomatidea; Polystomatidae
Source: the annotation of a GenBank genome assembly